GCCAGUUCACUGCAGUCAGUGUUUGUUAAAGUCUCGGCUGAGCUGGUGUGGUGGGUCAUAGCAAACAUCCAGUUAGCUAUUGAAGUCUUCCGUGCUACCAGCCUCGUCUUCUUCAGGCAGCCGUCAGCUGGACACGUGGUGACUGCGAGCUGGCGAUGAAGAUGACUAAACGACCAAACAUCCUGUUAACAGGAACCCCAGGUGUAGGAAAGACAACUUUAGGAAAGGAGCUGGCCCAGCGGACAGGGCUGACCUAUGUUAACAUAGGUGACCUCGCUCGGGAAGGAGAACUUUUUGAUGGCUAUGAUGAAGAGUACCAGUGCCCAAUCUUGGAUGAGGACAGGGUGGUGGACGAGUUGGAUGAGAAGAUGGUAGAUGGUGGUAUGAUUAUUGACUAUCAUGGCUGUGACCUGUUCCCUGAACGCUGGUUCCACAUUGUCUUUGUCCUCCGCACGGACAACACCCAGCUGUACACACGACUAGAAAGCAGGGGCUACACAGGGAAGAAACUGCAGGAUAAUGUACAGUGUGAAAUCUUCCAGACCAUCCUCGAGGAGGCCAUGGAGGCCUACAGAGAGGAGAUUGUCCACCAGCUCCCCAGCAAUAGUCCUGAGGACCUGGAACAUAACCUGGAGCAGAUAGCGCAGUGGACUGAGCAAUGGAUGAAGGACCAUAACUAGAUCCUGGACUCCUGUAGCAGGACUGUCGCAUAGAAAUUCGGACAACUGAAGAUGAUUCCUCAGUCUUUUUCAACCUGCUUAUAUUGCCAUAGAUUUUGCCACCAUGAAGAUUGAUUCAAUGAUGAUUUCUUCACUUGGCUGUUUUUCUUUUGGUUCUGCUCACUCUGAAAUGGUUGGACUCUUAAGUAGUUGAAAGGCAUAGAACACAGUAGCAAGCACUAGAAGCUUCUGGCAUCAGCCUAAAACAUGCAUAUCUUUCAGGGUAAAACAUUUUAUUUUUUAUUAGUGCAACUAGUAUCAAGUCAAAUCAAUCAUGUACUCAUGUACUGCUGCAUUCAUGUGAUUUAAAAAAAACAACAAAAAAAAACUGGGAAACAGCAUUUUCCCAAGGUAUUACAUCUCCUUUCAACAGUGUUGACAACAUGUUAAGUACCAGUAAUAACAACA
Messenger RNA from Scomber scombrus (Atlantic mackerel), 1127 nucleotides. RefSeq names its product adenylate kinase 6 (gene ak6). Gene Ontology annotation, cellular component: nucleus; cytoplasm. Lineage: Eukaryota; Metazoa; Chordata; Actinopteri; Scombriformes; Scombridae. The record is from RefSeq and is a predicted model, not a curated record. Gene Ontology annotation, molecular function: ATP binding; ATP hydrolysis activity; AMP kinase activity. Bases 156 to 680 code for a protein of 174 amino acids. The transcript has 6 exons.